Acytostelium subglobosum LB1 is the source of this 306-nucleotide messenger RNA. RefSeq lists its product as hypothetical. Gene Ontology annotation, cellular component: mitochondrial matrix. The annotation marks the transcript as partial. Lineage: Eukaryota; Evosea; Eumycetozoa; Acytosteliales; Acytosteliaceae. Gene Ontology annotation, molecular function: ATP binding; protein-folding chaperone binding; protein folding chaperone. The record is from RefSeq and is a predicted model, not a curated record. The transcript is spliced from 2 exons.
AUGUCUAGCCUCAAGAAUAUAGUACCAUUGUUGGAUCGCAUUCUGAUCGAGAAGAUCUCAAAGCAGACACAGACUGCAGGUGGAAUAUUGUUGCCUCAGAUGAAGAGCAACUCGAAUCAGGCACGCGUGAUUGCCGUUGGAACAGGUGCUCAUAGACCAGACGGCACAUUCGCCGGCACCAUCGUGCAGAAGGGUGACACAGUGAUCGUUGCACCAACUGCCAGAGCCUACGAAGUGCCCGUCGAUAACAAGACCUACUACAUUGUUAGCGAGCUCGAUAUCCUCGGCAUUGCCAAGGUCAACGAA